Molecule: messenger RNA, 1300 nt
Organism: Aspergillus vadensis CBS 113365
Lineage: Eukaryota; Fungi; Ascomycota; Eurotiomycetes; Eurotiales; Aspergillaceae
Exons: 3
Coding region: 302-1033 (243 amino acids)
Cellular component (GO): cytoplasm; membrane
Source: RefSeq, a predicted model, not a curated record
CUUAUUCAUUCGUUUAAUCUUUAAUCAGUUAACUUACCUUGUACUAUUCUUUAUACUACUUUAUUCAUCCCUUAACUUUAUUUACAACUGCCAUACAUGAUACCAAACCAUGUUCAUUCCUUAACCUAACCCCAUCAUCACCAUCCCUUAAACCACAACAACCACAACCACAACAACAAGGACCCUUUCUCUCCCCUCACUAAAGCAACCCGCAAACCACUCUACCCCAAAUAACCCCCUGAAAUAAUAAUAAGGGAUAGAGAGAGAGAGAGAGAGAGAGAGAGAGAGAGAGAGAGAAAAGAUGGUCUCCCCCCUAACAACAACCUUCAUCCAAUCCACCAUUCUAAACGCCAUCGCCAACAUCCUAGCACAAAUAAUAGACCAUCAUCGGAAAUCCAAAUCAACAUUCACCCCCAACCUCCCCGCCCUCCUCCAAUUCAUCACCUACGGGAUAAUAAUCGUUCCCCCAAACUUCAUCUGGCAGAGGUAUCUUGAACGGCGGUAUCCGGGGUUUCUUUUCCGUGGUGCAUCCUCAUCCCCAUCUACUACUAACAACAACAACAACAACUUUUCCCCUCCUUCACGAACCUCAACCCCUAAUGGAACUACUAAAAGAGGAGGUCCAGGUCCAGGGAUAGGAGAAAUCUACAUCUCCAUCCCGGACCCAACCUCCACCGUCCUCCUCAAGGAGAAGAAAACACCCCACAACUUCCUCCCCGCACAACAGCACAGACGCACCAGAGGAGGCUGGUACAACUUCCUCAUGAAAUUCCUCCUUGAUCAGACGGUGGGGAGUGUAGGGAAUAUCGUACUGUUUAUUGUUCUCAUUAAUUUGCUCAAGGGGGUGGGUGUUGGGGGUGUUUGGGGGUUGGUUGUUGAGGACUUCAAACCCAUCAUGAUCGCAAGACUCAAAUAUAGACCGAUUGUCUCGUUGCUCAUGUAUACGGUUGUGCCGGUGGAUCGGCGCGUCGUGUUUGGGAGUGCGUGUGGGGUUAUUUGGGGGGUGUAUUUGAGUUUGUAUGCUGUUGUUUAGUCUCUCUCUUUCUCUUUCUCUCUCUAUUUCUUUAUUUCUAUUGUGUGUGUUGCUGUUGUUGCUGUUGCUGUUCUUAGAGUUGUGCAUGGGUCAGUCUUUACAUUUCUUUUGUCAGCGUGAUACCUCGUCUUGGCCAUCCAUCAUUUCUUAUUAGAUCUAUUUAUCGUCUGCCUGUCGCUUAACUAGCAUUAUACAAUUUAUAAGUAAUCACACGCAAAUAAAAAUCAUAGCUUCUGGCAGACUACGCUGCCGGCGGCCCGAUCUUCU